AUGAGCCGUGCCAUGGUGAUUUCUCUUCCUAUUGUUGAACAGUUGUCCUUGGUCCUUUUUGAUGUCUUCGCUGAAUCUCCAAGUCUCCCCAGGCAGUACGCGAAAUUAUCGCUUAUUCUUUCCUCUUCUGAUCUCCUGUUCAUCAAGCUUCUUAUAAAGAAGAUGUCCACAGCCUCUUUGAUCCCCUGUUUCCUGAUGUUUUCCCCAGUCUUCCCGUAG
This is a messenger RNA of Protopolystoma xenopodis, 219 nucleotides long. NCBI's taxonomy places the organism in Eukaryota, Metazoa, Platyhelminthes, Monogenea, Polystomatidea, Polystomatidae. The record is from the annotation of a GenBank genome assembly.